AUGAAGUUAGUAUACUGGUUAUUUUUAUCUUUAGCUUUUGCCCAUGGUGAUAUGGAAGAUAUGCCCAUGGCCAAUAGCGAUAACCAUGACUCACAUAAUGAUAUUUCCGAUGGCAGUAAUGAGAUGAGUACAACUGGUAACCUGGUGGAUAGCAGUAAUAUGGAAUCAAUGGCCUCAAUGGUUCCAAUACCUCAUGUUAUGAAACAUAUGCAUGGAAUGCCCAUCUUACAAACGGAAUUAUUACCUCAGGAAAGACUAUUUUGGGAAAAUUAUAAUGCUACUAACUAUAUAAACUAUCCUAACAAUAAUAAAACUGCCAUGAGUUUAUAUUUUGUAUUCAUGACAAUCAGUUUUAUAUUCAUUAACCCAAUAUUAAUGGUAAUCAACAAUUUAAAUCCCCAAUCAAUAAAUUAUCUUAUUGGUUUGGUGAUAAAUAGUGGGAUUGCCCUCUUUGGAUUAUUCAAUUAUUCAAUUUUUAUACAUUCCAUACCUGAUUUAUACCCAGGGAAUGUUUUCAAUAAAUUUAAUUGGAUCUAUGCUGUCACUGUCAUAGGACAAUUGAUUUUCACCGUAUUGAAGAUUGGUUAUUUGAGACAAUCUCAAUAUAAAUCAAUUGAUCAAAUUGAUAGUCCGGCUAUAACCUUAUAUGAUUUAUCACGUAAUCAAAGUCCAAAUUCUUUUGAUUUAAAUGAUGAUGAAACUCAUAUAGAUAAUUCUGAUAAUGAUCAUGAUGAAAGAUUUACUAAUGAUUUAUCAAAUCAUUUAAAUUUCGUUAAAGGGAAAUUUAACGUUAACAAAAUCUUUGAUAAUUCUCUUAUUAGUAGAAUUAUUGAUUCCGUGGGUAAGAUUUCAGUGAUUGUAUUUAAUAUUUUAAACUGGUUUAAUUUCUUAUUUAUUUUUGUAUAUAUCCCUACAGGUAUUGCAACAUUUGGAUUAUUUGGUCAAGGUAAGACUGUAUUUAAUUUAUUAGCACAUUUCAUUAAAGGGGGGAUUUUCUUCUUCCUUGGAGUCAUUUCAUUAGCAAGAUAUUGUGGAGCUUUCCAAAAUAAAGGAUGGGCUUGGAAUUAUAAAUUUAUAACAUCAGAAAGUUUUGGUUGGUGGAGUAAAAUUCAACCAAAAGGUUUAAUUACCAUGGAAUUCAUUGAAAGUUUCUUAAUCUUUUUUUAUGGUAUAACCAAUGUUUUCAUGGAACAUUUAGCUAAUCCAGGAGGUAAAUGGUCUGCUAAAGAUUUAGAACACGCAUCAAUUGCAUUCAUUUAUAUUGGAGCAGGAUUCAGUGGAUUAUUAGUUGAACAUAAAUUGAAUGACUGGAGAUUUGAUUACAGUAAGAACAUCGAUGAUAAAUCAAUCAUCAAAUCAUCUCCAGGAUUUUCACCAAACCCUUUCCCAAUUUUGACUAUCUUUUGGACAGGGAUUUUAAUGUCUCAACAUCAACAAGCAUCAGAAUUAUCAACUAAAAUUCAUAGUCAAUGGGGUACUAUGUUCGUUUAUGGUACAGCUUUCAGAUUCUUAACCUACAUUUUAAAUUUAAUCUUAUCAAAACCCCCAUCUUUAGAUAUGAUGAUAAGGCCAAGUCAACCUAUAACUGAACUUUUGGUAUCUUUCUGUUUAAUUUCCGGUGGAAUGAUCUUUAUGGAAAGUUGUGAUCCAAUAGUUCUUGCUUUAGAGUAUAAAGGUUAUGAUGCAAUGUUUACCUUAAAUAUAGCUUUAGGUGUAACCUGUUUAUUAAUGGCUUGGAUAAUGGUAGUUUUCCAAUUCAAAAAUUUUAUCAAGAAUAAGUAUUAUUAA
Messenger RNA from Yamadazyma jaroonii, 1788 nucleotides. The record is from the annotation of a GenBank genome assembly. Lineage: Eukaryota; Fungi; Ascomycota; Pichiomycetes; Serinales; Debaryomycetaceae.